Pyrus x bretschneideri (Chinese white pear) is the source of this 3717-nucleotide messenger RNA. RefSeq names its product kinesin-like protein KIN-7K, chloroplastic. Gene Ontology annotation, biological process: microtubule-based movement. Lineage: Eukaryota; Viridiplantae; Streptophyta; Magnoliopsida; Rosales; Rosaceae. The transcript is spliced from 23 exons. The record is from RefSeq and is a predicted model, not a curated record. Gene Ontology annotation, molecular function: ATP binding; microtubule motor activity; microtubule binding. The coding region runs from base 380 to 3403 and encodes 1007 amino acids.
UUUUCUCUCUUUUCUUGGUUAGCAUUUUCUCUCUCUACAGGUCCAUAACGGGUGGUGUGUAAAUAUGUGUAUGAGUUUCUCUAUCUCUCUCUCUCUCUGCCAAAAAGUUGGAUUCGAUUGAGAAAUGCUGAUUGUUUUCCAUUGAUCGAAUAAGGCAUCGCUUCCAAGGCAAGCAAAAAAAGCUCAGCUAUCUCUCUCUCUUCUUUCACUUUCUCUCACUGACUCACUUGCAGCAGCUUAUCUCAGAUCCGUCUCUCUGCGCCUUCAGAGACGAUCUCUGUGAUAUAAAGCUCGCUUUCUCUCGACUUUUCUCCGUUUGGUGCAUGCAAUUCGCAAUGCUCGUCUGAUUGCGUUUACAGGGGAUUGACUUCCAGUGGUAAUGGCGUCAAAAUAUGGAUCAAAAUCAAAAAAAUUAGGUUCGAGCAGUUCAAAGGCUGCUAAUUCCCCUGCAUCUUCGACUACAACUUCUUCAAAACAAUAUUUGGAAACAUCUAUUGAAUGCCAGAGUUCUCCUGCGUCUUCUUCAGCUCGAAGUAAGCCACAGUACUUGUACGUGGAAAGUUUACCGCAAGAUGUGGAAAAAUCCAAAGAAAACGUCACUGUGACGGUCCGCUUUCGUCCACUCAGCCCAAGGGAAAUUCGCCAAGGAGAAGAAAUUGCAUGGUAUGCAGAUGGCGACACCAUUUUGCGAAAUGAGCAUAAUCCAUCAAUAGCUUAUGCAUAUGAUCGGGUAUUCGGCCCUACAACCACAACGCGUCAUGUCUAUGAUGUUGCUGCUCAGCAUGUUAUAAGUGGUGCUAUGGAAGGCGUCAAUGGUACAAUAUUUGCGUAUGGGGUGACCAGCAGCGGGAAGACUCACACUAUGCAUGGUGAUCAAAGGUCGCCUGGAAUUAUACCACUGGCUGUGAAGGAUGCUUUUAGCAUCAUCCAAGAGACUCCAAAUCGGGAGUAUCUUCUUCGUGUGUCAUACUUGGAAAUCUAUAAUGAGGUUGUAAAUGACUUGUUGAAUCCAGCAGGACAGAAUUUACGAAUUAGAGAAGAUGCCCAGGGCACCUUUGUUGAAGGAAUAAAGGAAGAAGUUGUACUGUCCCCAGCUCACGCCCUUUCACUUAUAGCAGCUGGAGAAGAGCACAGGCAUGUUGGCUCAACAAAUUUCAAUCUAUUCAGUAGCAGGAGCCACACGAUAUUUACGCUGACAAUAGAAAGUAGUCCAUGUGGGGAAAAUUGUGAAGGUGAAGCUGUAAGUCUGUCACAAUUGAACCUCAUCGAUCUGGCAGGUUCUGAGAGCUCGAAAGCUGAAACUACUGGUGUCAGACGGAAAGAAGGAUCCUAUAUUAAUAAAAGUUUGCUAACUCUAGGAACUGUUAUAUCAAAGUUGACCGAUAUGAGGGCUACUCAUAUACCAUACAGGGAUUCUAAAUUGACGAGACUUCUUCAAUCUUCUCUAAGUGGACAUGGGCGUGUAUCUCUCAUCUGCACUGUUACUCCUUCAUCAAGCAGUUCCGAAGAGACACAUAAUACAUUGAAAUUUGCACAUCGGGCAAAACACAUAGAAAUUCAAGCAGCACAAAACAAGAUUAUUGAUGAGAAGUCGCUCAUUAAGAAAUAUCAAAAUGAGAUACGUAGUUUAAAGGAAGAGUUAGAAGAGUUGAAGAGGGGUAUAGUCACAAUUCCUCAACUAAAAGAUGCUGGGGAAGAUGAUAUUCUGCUACUUAAACAAAAGUUAGAAGAUGGCAAAUACAAACUGCAAUCAAGAUUGGAACAAGAAGAAGAAGCCAAAGCUGCUUUGUUGGGAAGAAUCCAAAGGCUGACAAAAUUGAUUUUGGUCUCAACAAAAGGAACACAAUCAUCAAGGUUUUCUCACCGACCUGAUGUUAGAAGAAGACAUUCCUUUGGUGAAGAGGAGCUUGCAUACCUACCAUACAAAAGGCGGGACUUGAUUUUGGAUGAUGAAAGCGUUGAAUUGUUUGUUCCUCCUCUUGAGGGGAGUACUGAAAUGACUGAUGACACACUGAAGGGGGAGAAGAAGACUCGGAAGCAUGGACUUCUAAACUGGUUAAAGAUACGGAAACGUGAUAGUGGUACAGGGACGUUGACAAGCACAAGUGAUAGAUCCAGUGGAAUAAAAUCUACUAGUACACCUUCAACACCUCAAGCAGAAAGUGGUAAUUUUCAUGUAGAAUCCAGACUUUCACAUUCAGCUCUUACAGAAAACUCUCCAUCGGCUGAUCUUUUGUCUGAGGCUAGAGAGGACAGAGAAGUUCGUCAGGAAAAUUUCCUGGGACGAGAGGCACCUCUGACUAGCAUGAAGUCAAUUGAUCGGAUCGAUCUUUUAAGGGAGCAGCGAAAAAUCUUGUCUGAUGAGGUAGCACUCCGUUCAAGUGCUCUGAAGCGGUUGUCCGAGGAGGCUUCAAGACACUCCGAGAAGGAUGAAAUUAAGAUGGAGAUGCGAAAGUUCAAAGAUGAAAUCAAGGUGAAGAAUGAACAAAUAGCUUUGGUGGAAAAGAAAAUUGCAGAGUCCUUUUCACACAACAAAAUGAGUCAACUGGAACCAUCCCAAUCUAUUGCUGAAGUGAUGGAGCAAUUGAAUGAGAAGUCCUUUGAACUUGAGGUUAAAGCUGCUGAUAAUCGUAUCAUCCAAGAACAGCUGGAACAAAAGAUUGGUGAAUGCAAAGGAUUGCAGGAAACAGUUGCCUCCUUGAAGCAGCAGCUUUCUGACGCACUAGAGUUUAGAAAUUUGAGCCCAGUAGUCACUUCUCGAACUGGUUCAAAAAAUUUGCAUGAGGAACUGGGCACAGAGAAAGAUAAUGUGAUGUUGAAUGACAAAAAUGAAGUUUUCCUCCUACUGAAGCAGGUUGAAGAACUGAAGCAGAAGGUGGCUGAACUGACGGAGUCAAAGGAACAGUUAGAAGUUCGGAACAAGAAAUUGGUGGAGGAGAGCUCGUACGCCAAAAGUCUAGCCUCAGCUGCUGCUGUUGAGCUCAAGGCAUUAUCAGAAGAAGUUUCCAAACUCAUGAACCAAAAUGAAAAACAAGCUGCUGAGCUAGCCGCAUCUAAGAGCUCUCCAACUCUGCGUCGAAAUAGUAGCACAAUCCGAAAUGGUCGGAGAGAUAGUCACAUCAAACAGGACCAAAGCGGGCUUAUCUCAGAAAUGAAGAGAGAACUGGCAGUGAGCAAGGAGAGAGAGCAUUCAUACGAGGCUGCUCUUACGGAGAAGGAUAAAAGAGAGGCUGAUCUUCAAAGAAGGGUUGAGGAAUCCAAGCAAAGAGAAGCAUACCUGGAAAAUGAACUCGCCAACAUGUGGGUUCUCGUGGCGAAAUUAAAAAAAUCCCACGGAACUGAAACUGAUUCUUCGGACUCAACAAAAGAGACCCGACAAACUGAUGGUUAUGGGGGAUGGUAGCGUGACGAGUGUUCAAGAUGAUCCGGCAAGAUUGAGCUUUCGAUGAAAUUGGUUUGAGAGAGAGCUGUAAAAAUGUGUGUUUUGUAUGGUAAGGGCUUAUUGUAUGUGUAUAAUACAAGUUAGGGUUUUUUUGUCUUCUUUUUGGGGUUUCUUGACAAGGGGGUUAUUGUUUGUUCGUAACGAUUUAGGGCUUCUUUUCGAGUACACAGUGCCGAUUCAAAUGUAUUCCACAAAUACACAAUCUGGGGUUCUCUAUUUUUCACAGGUUAGUAUUUGUUGAUGCAUUAUAUUGAAAUAUAAUAAUAUUAGUUUAA